ACUCCCUCAGUCCAGCUCCAGCUCCAUCGAUGCCCACAAACCCCACACGCAUAAAGGAGGCGCCGUGACCAGCCAGCCAUGGAGCGCGGCCAACGCCCCCCGCGCCAGCAAUAAUACAACCCCCCCACCACCCGGCCCGCGCCUGCCCGUCGCCGGACAUGGGCAAGAAGGGCGGCGCCUCGUCCUGGCUCACCGCCGUCAAGCGGGCCUUCCGCUCGCCCUCCAAGGACGACGCCGCCUCGCCCGCAAGGAAGGCCUCGCGCCUCCGCGACCGCGACGACGCCCCCGCCGACGCCGACCAAGACAAGCAGGGGAAGCGGGAGCAGCGCCGGCGAUGGCUGUUCCGGAGGUCCUCCUCCCCGUCCCCGUCCCCUGCCCCCGCCGCGCCGGAGCACCCGGCCGUCACGGAGGAGCAGCGCCACGCCAUCGCGCUGGCGGUGGCGACCGCCGCCACGGCCGAGGCCGCCGUGGCCACGGCGCAGGCGGCGGCGGAGGUGAUCCGCCUCACCCUCCCCGGCGGCCUCGCCGCCCGCGAGCACUACGCCGCCGUCCUCAUCCAGACCGCCUUCCGGGGCUACCUGGCGCGCCGCGCGCUGCGGGCGCUCAGGGGCCUCGUCAAGCUGCAGGCGCUCGUGCGCGGCCACAACGUCCGCAAGCAGGCCAACAUGACGCUCCGCUGCAUGCAGGCGCUGGUGCGCGUCCAGGCGCGCGUCCGGGACCAGCGGAUGCGCCUCUCCCAGGACUCCAUGUCCCUGUCCAUGUCGCUGUCCGCCGCCGGCGCCGCCGCGGCGCCGUGCGGCAGCAGCAAGUCGUCGUACAGCGUCGACACAUCCACGUUCUGGGACUCCAAGUACACCCACGACUACGCCGACCGCCGCUCCGUCGAGCGGUCGCGCGACGGCAGCAGCUUCGCCGCCGACGACUGGGACGACCGGCCGCGGACGAUAGAGGAGAUCCAGGCCAUGCUGCAGACGAGGAAGGACGCGGCGCUCAAGCGUGAGAGGGCGCUGUCCUACGCCUUCUCGCAUCAACUUUGGAGGAACCCGGCGCCGGCGGCGGAUGAGAUGGACGUGGACGGCGGCGGGCAGCAGCCGCGGUGGGCGGAGAGGUGGAUGGCGUCGCGCGCGUCCUUCGACACGAACCGGAGCAGCAGCAUCCGCGGCGCGGCGGUGCCCGGGCGCGCGUCCAUGGACCACCGCGAGCCCGUGAAGACGCUGGGGAUGGACACGGCGCGGCCCUUCUCGUACUCGACGCCGCGGCAGCAGGCGCCGUCGUCCUCGCCGAUGCACCACCGCGGGCACUCGCCGGUGACGCCGUCGCCGGGGAAGGCGCGGCCCCCGAUCCAGGUCCGGUCGGCGAGCCCGCGCGUGGACCGCGGCGCGGGCGGCGGGAGCUACACGCCGAGCCUGCUGCACUCCCAGCGGCACCACCACCACCAGGCGGGGGCGGCGGUGCCCAACUACAUGGCGGCGACGGAGUCGGCCAAGGCCCGGGUGCGGUCCCAGAGCGCGCCGCGGCAGCGGCCCGCGACGCCCGAGCGCGACCGGCUCUCCGGCGGCGGCGGGAGCGCGAAGAAGCGGCUGUCGUUCCCGGCGGCGGCGGAGGCGUACGCGCAGUCCCUGCGGAGCCCGAGCUUCAAGAGCGCGGCGGGGCGGUUCUCGUCGGAGCAGCGGUCGACGGUGUCGUCGUCGUGCGCGGAGAGCCUCGGCGGGGAGCCGGCGUCGCCGUCGUCCACCACCGACCUCCGCCGCUGGCUCCGCUGAGGGCCGGCCGGCCGUCCGUUCUCCGUUGUAGCAGUAACGCCGCCUUUUGGCUCGGCAGACACGACCACGUGCCCCUGUAGCAUCAUCUUCUCUCUCGGUGUAAUUCAUGGCAGCUUUUUUCGAGCGAGC
This is a messenger RNA of Panicum virgatum (switchgrass), 1892 nucleotides long. RefSeq names its product protein IQ-DOMAIN 1-like. NCBI's taxonomy places the organism in Eukaryota, Viridiplantae, Streptophyta, Magnoliopsida, Poales, Poaceae. The transcript is spliced from 4 exons. The record is from RefSeq and is a predicted model, not a curated record. The coding region runs from base 159 to 1763 and encodes 534 amino acids. Gene Ontology annotation, molecular function: protein binding.